UGGCUCCAGCUUUAUGAGACUUGAUAAACAAUUACAAGAAGAACCAAUGACUUUACAAAAUAUGUUAAAAGAGAUAUUUUUUGAAAUUACUAAGAGACUCGUGCCUGGAAUUUCAAAUUUUUAUGAAAAACAAAAAAUAAACGAUUGGUUAAAGAAAAAUAUAACAAUAAAAUUUCCUCAUUGGAUAAAUGAAUAUAAUCUAGAACAUGGUCUUUUAGUAACAUCAAAUAGAUUACUACAUAGUGAGAAAAAAGCUAUAGAGUUUUUAUGUAAACCCAAAUAA
This is a messenger RNA of Dentiscutata erythropus, 283 nucleotides long. NCBI's taxonomy places the organism in Eukaryota, Fungi, Glomeromycota, Glomeromycetes, Diversisporales, Gigasporaceae. The record is from the annotation of a GenBank genome assembly.